AGCAGAGCAUCUUGCUUUCUUGUCUCACCCGAUGAAUACUUAGUUGAUAAACAGGGCUUGAGCGUUGAAGUUUUAUUUUUAAUGGUAGAAUAUGGGUGGUUACGGUAGCGUUCGUCGAAGUUGCAUUGAACGUUUAAAUGUGUGAGACUGGUCGUGGAAAUUACAAUGUGGCUUAACUAACUCUCAGUUAGGACUGAGAAGAACAAGCUGCACGUGCCUGUCCUCGUCUCAACUAGACCAUGGGGUCAUUCCGAAAGCCCAGGCCCCGUUUCAUGAGCUCGCCUGUGCUGUCCGACCUCGCCCGCUUUCAUGCCAGCUCGCCCGCACUGCAGCUGUCCAACGCCAGUGUUUGGAACAGUGUUCAAACAGCUGUAAUUAAAGUCUUCCAAGGUGGGGGGCUACAGUCCAAUGAGCUCUACACCCUGAAUGAAAGCAUUAGGUGGCUUUUGAGGACCGAGCUGGGAUCAUUUAUCACUGAAUACUUUCAGGAUCAGCUCUUGAAUAAGGGUCUGACGUAUAUUUUGGAGAAGAUUCAGCUUCACAACGAUGAAACUCGUCUCCGAGCGCUGUCUGAGAUGUGGGUGAGGUUUUUCACAGACAUCCUGCCAACUCUUCAAGCUAUUUUCUACCCCGUGCAGGGUCAGGAGUUGACUGUGAGGCAGAUGGCUCUGCUAGGCUUCAGGAACAUGGUUCUGUUGAAGCUUCCUGUGGACGACAUGCUUCAGGGCUCCUCAUAUCCUCCUCCAAUCACACAGAUGCUGCUGAUCCUGCAGGGCAUUCAUGAACCUAAUGGACCUACGCAAGAGUAUUUCCGGCUCGAGAGGCUAGUGGACAUGGUUAUAUCUCCCUACCUGAGUAACUACCUCUACAUGAACCCAAGCGAUUCCUCUUCAGAGGACCAUCUGGAAGGCCUGAGGUUAGUUCCCACUCCACACCUCAGUCAACCUGAGAUUAUGGUGACACAUUGUGCCCACGAGUCUUUCCUGGCACCUCUAAUCGAACACGAGGGUGAAGCCUACUUGGAAAGGACCGGUGGUGGCCGACGACACACAGUCGCCAAUGUGCAUUCAGACAUCCAGCUCCUGUCCAUGAAAAACAGGAUGUGUUCAGGAAAAGUGGAGGUCAGUGACAAGAGACCAAGAAAAGAGACCAAAAGGACAGCUAAGACUUUCUGCAGUGAACCGGCCUUUUUUGACUCACGGCCAGGUGGUGUGGAAAUCCUUAGAGGGAAAAGCACUGCAGAGAUGAAGUGUGGCCUAACUGGUUAAAAAAGCCUCUCUCUCACGAUCUCAAAACACCCACUGAGAUCUUGUAUAGCUACAAUAACUGAGACAAGCUAGAACGUGUACUCUUAAUACAAUAUGGACUCUUCUGCUGUGAAAAUGUGAGCUGUGUUGUGUGCUAAAUACUGUUUGGCCUGUCAGUGUAGCCUGUUUUUAAGAGCUUGGAGGGUGGAGGUUGGCUGAAGAUGCUUUCGCUUCAGCCGUUUCUUGUAAAGUACACCGAACGUCACACUUCUUUCUGUCGUGGAGGUGGUAAAGCGGUGUGAAAGUAUGCUGGUGAGCAAACAGUUUACAAAGGUACAGCCGAAAGCAUACUGAGACAAACUAACGACACUUCCUUACAAUUAACGUCUUUAUCUUAAGCGGUCUUACCGUUUCAUUUCUAUGUAGUGGAAACUAAACAUGCUGACAUGAGGAAAAAGAAGAUUUUUAGUCUUUUUUGAAUGCUUUUUUUUAUUUUAUGAAAUGUUAAUAUUUAAAAACAUUUAAUUUAAAAAUAAUUAAAAAGGAAAAUUCAAUGUGUGUGUGUAAAAUAAUGUGUAUUUUUGUAGUAAUGCAUUUUUUGGAGAAAGUGUUUUUGAAAUCAUUCUUGAUUCUUCCUUCGGCUCUGGGCUGUACGUCUAAGGUUUGAGUCGAUGUCUUUAGAGGUCCAUGUGAGCAUUUCUUUGCGGCUCUGGCAUACAGUUUAGAGUUCCUUGAGCAGAUUAGCUGUUAAGGAGCUUUAGAUGCUGUUUUCAACGUCAACAUCACCUCAGAAAGCCUUUGUGGCGGUGUUUCAGAUUGUGAGCUGCCAAAGAGCUUAGUUGCAAGUGUACUAAUCAAGGACUUUUGACCUUGGUUAUGUGUUCAUCAAAGACCAUGUUUUGUUUGCUUUUUGGGAUUUUAUUUUGUUAUUUUAGCUGGGUUGAAUGCAUAAUGUGAAUAUUUAAAAACAUCAUUUUUAAUUGAAUUUGGAGUGAAAAUGUGCUUAA
Molecule: messenger RNA, 2254 nt
Organism: Carassius auratus (goldfish)
Lineage: Eukaryota; Metazoa; Chordata; Actinopteri; Cypriniformes; Cyprinidae
Product: proline-rich protein 5-like
Exons: 9
Coding region: 240-1268 (342 amino acids)
Biological process (GO): TORC2 signaling
Cellular component (GO): TORC2 complex
Source: RefSeq, a predicted model, not a curated record